This is a messenger RNA of Nothobranchius furzeri (turquoise killifish), 10859 nucleotides long. It is a transcript of the gene ankrd33bb, whose product is annotated as ankyrin repeat domain 33Bb. NCBI's taxonomy places the organism in Eukaryota, Metazoa, Chordata, Actinopteri, Cyprinodontiformes, Nothobranchiidae. The record is from RefSeq and is a predicted model, not a curated record. Gene Ontology annotation, molecular function: protein binding.
UCCCGCCAGGGGUAUCCUGCUGUUGUGUCCUUGGGCAACACACUUCACCCAACUUGCCUGUGUUAGUGGUGGUCAGAGGGGCCGACGGCGCCAAAUGGAAGCCUCGCCUCUGUCAGACCUCCCCAGGGUGGCUGUGGCUACGAGUAGCUUACCAUCACUAGCAGUGUGUGAAUGUGAGAGUGUGUGAAAGCGUCUUUGGGUGUCUAGAAAAGCGCUAUAUAAGUUCAAUGCAUUAUCAUUAUUAUUAUGAUAGCUCUGGGCGCCAGAGGUGUAAAACCUAGGAGGGAGUAUUUUAAAUGUCAUUAGUUUUUAGAUGGAUUACAGGAUAAUAAAAUGGGGUUAAAUAGUUUAAAAAUGUCUUUUUGUACUCAGUUUUGGGACAAAUCUUAAGUUGGCAAACUCACCACUGCCAGUGGUUAUUUCCUCAUGCUUAAUUGAUUGAUUAUCAUUUGUACUAUUAGGUUAAAACAAGUAAUACGAUAUUUAUAACAUGGAUGCUAUGCUGUCAGAAAUAAUACAAUAGCUGCCAACGUUCUUUUUAAAAUACACUGCUAAGAAUAUAUGUGAACUCAACAACUGGGUGAAGAAUGCAACAAUGGAUUUUUGUACUGAGAGUAAAUUAUGUUUUAUCUGAAACCAUUUAAUCAUCAACUGGAUGUCCACAGGGAUGUCACCAGUUUUAUUUGUUUUAAAUACAAACAGCCAAGAGCUGUUACGCUGGGCACCACAUUAUCAAGUUUGCAGACGACUCAGUUAUUGUGCCUCGCAUGAGUAAUGGUAAUAGAGAGCACGGCCUGGUAGCCAAUGACUGGUUAAAAUGAUGUGAAAACUCUUAAAACAUAAAUAUAGCUAAGACAAAGGAAAUGUGUAUAGAUUUUAGCAAAGGACCUUUUCUGAUCGCCUCAGUAGUGAUCUACAGCUAGACAGAUGAGAUGGUGCCACAUUAUAAAUAUUCAGGAGUUUUCAUUGAUGACAAACUGAGUUUUGGACCACAGAUAGUCUGUUUAAAAAUACUUAAAAUAAAAAAUAAGCACACCAGCACUUUUAUCAGAAACUAUGCGCUUUAACUGUUAAUCCUGUUUUUAUGAAGGGUUUUAAUCUUGUUUUAUCUAAUCUGUUCAUACCUUUUCUUCUAUUUGGUCAUAUGGGUCACUGUCACUAAAUAACCAUUGUUAAAGCCAUACUGUGCCACUUUUUAUAUUUUUAAAUAAUUUUCUUGAGCCAGUAUGUGCUCAAAUGACCCUUUACAGGGUUAAUGAAAUGUCACUAAGACCCCCACCUCCCCCGUGGCCAGAAUACCACUUGCAAUUUCAGAGUGGUUGGUCGCCACCUGUUGGACUUAGAAAAAAUUGAAGCUCACAUGCCAGGCGGUGGAGUGUGCUUCCAUCGUGUGCAUGUUUUAGAUCGUGGACACAGCCCAUUUGUUUAAUUUAGUGAUGAAUAGGGAAUCAGGGAUGUCCUGUUUCGAAAUCGAUAUCAACUCAAAAACACUAUCCAAUUAUGUCAGACUGCAUCAAAAAUCUCCGAUAUAAGCAGUCAGUUAAGGUUCACAUUUUUGCACCCAAUAGUUUAAAAAAUCAUCAGUUUUUUCAUGCUUACUGUUAUUGGCUCUUGCUCUCCGAUUGAGUAAUGUCACUUGAUCGAGUCUUUCAUACAUUCCACACUACGGAAUAGGUAAAAGUAUGCUUGAUUUGUGCUGAUAACAUAUCGGAUUGAUGUCAGUGUUGGUCAAUACAGAAGGCUGCAAUAUCGGUAUUGUAUCGAAAGUGAAAAAGCUGUAUCGGGACUUCCCUAGUGAUGAACAGCUCCUGUAGAAACUAAAGAAGGAUCAGGAGACAUCUCAGCAGUUAGAUGAAGGUGUUAAAAAGACGAACGCACAGCGAGGAGAUAAGUUUUAGUUUUGGUUCUACUAAACAGACACCAGGGGGUGCUAAAAGCAUGCCAAAACUGCCAAUUGUGCUUUUAAAUGCCAAAACUGCCAAUUGUGCUUUUAAAUAAUGCAGUAAACUUGCUGGCAUCCCUCUGGUUACUCUCAGUGAUCUCUACCUUUUCGGAUCUCUACAGGUUAUUGUAUCUGAUCCCGAGCAUCCACUGUGGGCAGUUUCCACAUCUGUCAUCGGGACGGAGAUACCAGGUAGCUGUGUAAGCCUGAGAGAGUGAGAUCUUUUAUUGUCACCGCAGUCAGACUUUAAAUCAUUCUUAUGAUGACUUCUUGCUUUUUGUCUCUCUGUGUUUGGAUUGAAUGUUGAUGAACUGCUGACUGUGCAACAAAUUGCCCACAGGGGCAAUAAAGCAAAAACUGAGUGCAUGUUAGGUUUUUUCAGGACCAAAGCUGAAAAGUUUGUCCCCCUCCUAAAGGUUGUUGCAUUCUGAACUCCUUUCUAAACUGUUCUCAUGCACACACUAAGGUUCCGUCGUAUGUUCUGCCUUUGCGAGCUCAUCAAAGCUCCUCAGUACUGUGAAGUGACGAUAAGUGACCUAAAGUCUUAAGAGGAGUUCUGCCUUUGGGAAGACGGGAAGAUUAGCCUGCUUUCACAGUUUGGCUGCACACCGUGUUUCGUGGACUUAUUGAAAAGAUCAUUGAGAAGAUAAGUUAAUGGACUUUGAUGAUUAGCUGCUGAUGGGUUUUUAGGAGUUAUGCUUUACAUCAAGAAAAACAAACUCACUCCUACAAAGGUGCAACAUCGACGUGAGUUCACCAGUGCUCACUAUCAAUAUGCCAUCAGUCAAACACAAACGUCUGUGUCGGUGUUUAAUAACAGCUCAGCUCGGAUAUAGGAUCAUCUGUGGUGCUGCAGGAGAGUGCAGCUGUAGGAAACAGGAUGUGGAGUUAUUUCUGCCAAAUCCAAUUACCUUUCUGCUAAUGCACAGUCUUAACGGUUAGUCCAAGUUCAGAUUAGGAGCAUAUGCAGCUAAAACCAGAUUCCCCAUGUCAGGAUAAAUCUGAUUUUUCCAACCUGUUCUUCAUUUUUCAGAAGCACAUUGGGAUGAACUUUCUCAUGGCGAUUAAAUCAGGGCAUAUGCGCCUGUGGUCCGUGCCUCCUUAGGGAGCUCUGAAGAGAUUAUUGGAGUGUCAAAAAGGAGUUUUUUUCUCUGCUGUGGUGUUAAAAUCAGACCCCCAGGCAGUAAAAAAUCAGUAUUUCCUCUUCCCACGUGAACACUUUGCACCUGGAUAAAAUUAUUAUUUUUUAAAUUCCUAUUGAAAAUGUGUUUUUUAUAGAAUGUAAUGGUAGUUUAUUUUUAUUAGGAAUAACUGGAUUUGACAAGUCAGUUCUGCAUUCCUAAAAUAUACUUUCAUAAACUGAAAAAAGUGUCAAAGGCAGGCCUUUUCUUAUUUAUGUUUUUAGUUAUUAACCAGGCUGCAUGAGGCGUUAUAAACAAAACAGUUGUGCAGCAGUCAUGCAAAUCUCUUGCAGUUUGUUCAGAAAUGUUAUGCCUGGAUUUGCUUACAGUUCAAUUUAAUUUUAUUCGAUUGAUCCCCAGUCUCUCCCAAAUGUUUCCGACAUUUCUUGCACUUCUGACUUGUGAAAAACAAACUGAAAAGGGCUUCAAGAUGAGCUUCUGACGUGCACAGUGAUUGGAUCUAUUUUGAGAGAACAUGUGGUUCUGCUAAAUUCAAAAAUCAAAUGACGUAUAGGAAGAGCUUGCGACACAUAUAAGAAAACUGAGAAUCGUUGUUAAUGUUUGAGGAAAUUUUAUGUUUAAUGACAGACACUUUUGUCCAAAGCGACAUACCAAUAAGAUGUAAACAUGCUGCUAAUACUGCAGCUUACAAUCAGUCAAAGUACUUGGAGGUACUGGUCAGGUUCUAUCAAGAUACAGCAGCUAGCACAGUUCAAACACAGAAGCAAUUCAAUGGUCAAAGGUGACAGUUUAGAAAUAGAGUGCAAACCUAGAAGGAAGUGCACAAAGAGAGGGCAGUAGAGUGGAGGAAGGGUAGAACAGGGUAGAUCCUAGGGUCGAAGAUGCUGUCUGAGCGCGAGGUAGGCCAUUCCCCCAUUAUGAGGUGACACAUGGAAAGAGCCUUGAUUGUCUCCUCCAAAUGCGAAACCAUGUUCUUAAAUUGGAAAAGAGUCCUCCACUUGAGGUCUUGCUUCAUUGUUGUAGGUCUAACGCAUUUUUAAGCAUAGGAAGCAAUUGCAAAGCAGUGCUUAAUCUCUUUUCCUUCUUUUCCUCUUCAUCAGCAACUCUUCCGACUUUACAAAUGCCGGUUGUUUUAGGGAUGUUUGCUGAUGUUAGUUCCUAAUGAGUUAAAACGAUCAGCAUGAGUUAACCAAAAGUUCCACUCAGUGACUCACCCAGGUCAUUCUAAGCACACACACCAGCACAGGUACUGUUGGUUCCUGACAAUGGCCCAGAAAAGGUCCUUUCUGCCGGUCCACUAAGGAGAGAAGUGCUUUACACUGGUAAGGUUUCCUUGAAGUUCUGAUAGUGGAAACACAACUAUUGAAUAGGAUUUAGUGUCAAGAUGCCCUUCUACACCAUGUCACACAUUUCACAUUCAUCCAUGACUGCACCAUGCCACAGGCCCAUCGUGGCAUGGACUGUGUAAGAAUGCAACUAUGAUAGAAGAUCACACCAGCACAAGUCUGAUAGGUCUUUAGACCAAAUAUGAGGCCAGUGUCACCAGUACUGCUUUGAAAUCCACAUCAGUAUUUGUAGACUCGCUAUCCUGAAUACACUAACACAGUGCUCCAAUCAUUUACUUGUCACAAUGAUCAUGCUGAAAAUUAGCCAUUGCUAAAAGCAUUUUGAUACAAACAUGGGACUGCAGUUUUAUUGUUUGUCUAUCAGCAUAGUAAAGAAACUAUAUUUUAGUCUAUGUUCUGGUAUCUGUCCCUAUUAAAUAAACAUAAUGGAUGAGUGAAUGGAUGGAUUAACUACCUUAAACUUGUGCAUGAUAAAAGCAACAACUGAGUUAAUACGAGAGACCCGCUGCACCCUUCAUCCAUCCUUUAAGACCUUGCUGACCUUCCAGAUUCUGGAUGAAUUUUAUUUUAUUUUUUUAAAACAGCAAAAUUUCUACGAAGUGGCUCCAAACAACAAAUGUCAACAAGUCGGCUCUCCUUUACGCAUCUUUAACAAAAUAUCACAAUGCCUUCAUUUUUCCAUCACUUCCUCUAAUUUAUUUAUACAAACUUCAUCAUUUCUGUACUAUUAAAAAUAAAACCAUUAAAUCUCUUGCCAGUGGACCCCACACCAAUCCCCCUUUAGGGCUUCUCUUUGAUCUGGAAAUAUAACCUGUGCAUUUGCAGGUAUUUUUGUGCCUGUAUAAAUUUCUUUUAUGCUAUUUAAACCCUGAAUUUCUAGCUGUUCAGUUAUCAAUCCAGUGAAAUGUAUGUGCUAAAACUUGCAUGAGAUUUUUCGUUACAGAUUUUCUCUACACAUAGGCCCACUUCUAUCAAAGAACUCCUUGUUUGGGGUGAUCUCAGUCCUUUAUCUUUACCCUGUAUACAGAUGAGGUAACAUGGGAGGGAAAUCCAACCUAAGCUGCUGGUGUCGGUUUAUUUGGGGGAAGGGGGUCACCUUCAUCAGGUAAACUAAUGACCAUUAACUAAUAAACACAUUUGUUUUGUAACAAAGACAGUAAAUAUGCAUGGGUCCUAACUUUUUUAUGUACACUACCGCUAACACCAGUUAUCAUGAUUUUCUUCACAAUGUCUCAAAGCAGAAAGGGUUUCAGAAGUUACAGCUAUCCCUCUCUGACCGUAGCAAGCAUUUUUAACAGUUUGCUGUAUUCCAACAGAAGGGCAACAGCUAGAGACACUAAAUGGAUUAUCUUGAAGCAGCUCAACAGAAACCCUUUCAUCCCAUUGCUGGCCAUCAUCAAAUAGAGCCAAGUGCUCCUCCUCAGGGAAACACGGAAUUAGUUGCUCAGCACCAUUGGUUUCACAUCAAGUCAGCUGCCUACUCCCCUGCAGAAGGAAACUUCUAAUUGGAACAUUGAAAAUCUGGAAACUUGUGGUCUUUGUUGGGCUUCUAGUGGAAGGACAGUAGACGUUUUCACAAUUUUUAAGCUCAUGGAUACUUUUCAACUUGUCAAACUCCAGGUAGAUGAAAAUGCAAAGUCGACAUCAGCAGCAGAGAAUAACUACUUUCACUUCUCAUUGAGUCUUUUUGGUCACUGACAGUCCAGAGUGGCUCUCUCAGGUCAUGCAUAUGGCCAGACAUCUGGUGGAGUUCCUUACUAGAUCCAUUCAGCCAUUGUAGAGGAUUGGCAGCAAGUGAUUGCAAUGAUACCUCUUCUGUGACCUCUCUUAACCCUUUAUCUAUGAGACUGGUGGACAUCAAGCGCCAGGUGGGAUUCAAAAGUCUGGUGGGUAGAAUGAGGAAUUUAAUUCCUGGGGGCUGGUGGACAUAAACAUCAGGUACUCCAAAAGUUCCAGUGGCGCCUCCAUGAUAAUUAUAACAAGUAAGUUGUAAUUAUUUUAAAUGGUGUUGGUAACUGAGGAACAAGGAAAAGAUUCAAAGGUUCGAGAGAAUGGAUUUGCUAGAGGAGUUGGACUUAGUAAGACUAGUUAUGAAGCCAACAAGCAGGGUAUUAAAACACCUGUUAUGUCCAUCAGCAAGGUCGAUGAAGACGGGUUUGAGAGAGAACUUUCCGGAGAGGACGAUAAUCAAGAAAUUGAAGUUGAUUACACACGAAACUAUUGGGAGGACGAGGACGAUGUCUAUCAGGUGUUUGAGGAACUGGACUUUGACUCGUUGCCCGAUCAUUCAGACACCCGAAGCAUUGCCUCAGAGGAUUCAUUCUACCCGCGAGACGAUUCAGUCAUUUCCCGCUAUGUUCGCACUCCAAGCCCAGAAGCAAUCUCCUUCUACAAAGCCUGCUGCAGCAACAAUGUCAUCAUUGUCAAGAUUAUGAUCAGACAAGGACUGACAGAAGAAGAAGUGAAAGAGACGGACCGAAACAGACGAUCUGGACUAAUUAUGGCGUGUUACCAUGGUUACGUGGACAUGGUUAUUGCCCUCUCUCAAUGUCCGUAUCUGGAUGUUAACUGGCAGGACAACGAAGGCAACACGGCUCUAAUUACAGCAGCACAAGCAGGUCAUGUAUUUAUUUCCAACUAUCUGCUGAAUUACUUCCCGGGUUUGGACAUCGAGAGGAGGAACUGUCAUGGUUUUACGGCUCUGAUGAAGGCUGCCAUGCAGGGAAGGUUUGACUGCGUGAGAGUCAUCAUGCUGGCAGGAGGUGACAUUCAAGCGCAGGACUACGGUCGCCGUAUGACGCCCAGGGAGUGGGCUCUCUUCACCGGCCGAUAUGAGACAGCCACUCUGAUACAUCGGCUGAUGUUGAGGCCUUGUGCUGAGCAGUUCUGCGACUCUUUCCCUCUGGAGUGGCCCUUGUUAGAGGAGCUGGUGUCCCAGGCCCAAAAGCCAAAGACUUUCUGGAGACGCCUAAUUAAACUGCUCUCUUGUUGUCAUUAUGGGUUUUAUUUUAACAACAAGGUAAACCCUUUGACUGAUGGAGUCCUGGGCCACAUGGUGCAAAUAACUACAGGCAUCUCCAGUCCGUUUAUUGCCCCAGCCUGUAGGACGGUGUGCCCAGGCAGCCCGCCGUGCAUCGGCAAGCGCCGUCCCGCUGUGCAGGAGAUUCUGAGGAGGCAGCGAGUGGCAGAGCUGAGGCGUCUUGGUCCCGACAGGCUGAACAACUACAAAAGAUUUUUCCAGAACUCGAGAGUCCUUCUCAUUCCCAAAGCAAAGGAUCGAAGGGCGAGCCUGCAGCCUCAGCUACUUACUGAUGUGGCCAGGGCGUCUACGGGUGCCCUGAGAAGAGCCAGCCUCCUGCCACUUCAUAUGCUGAGGCGAAGUAGCGUGCGGCCCGGUAUUGUGGUGCCAAAGGUCACCCUCUGCAAGGCUCCACCUCCAAGCUUCAUACCUGAAAACCUGAAAAGAAACAGUGACAAGAAUCAACUCCAGAUCCCCAAGUGGGACUACAAGAUGAAAAGAAUAGAACGGAAGCAGGAGGCGGAGAGGCAAAGAAUGUUUUUUGUGACAAGAUUGAGGUGAAAAACAGAGAGAAGUCACAGCACCACCUCUGUGCAUCUUCCUGUUAGAAACUCUAAAUGUUUUGUGACAGAGCUGUCACAGAGACGCAGCCUUAGAAAACCUGAAAUGUUAAAGUCAACUAAAAAUAUGCCUUUUUUGUUGACUUUUGUAAUGUUUUGGAAGUGGUUACUUUGAAUAAACUCAAUAAAAUGUAAAGGUAUUCAACAAGAUGUAAUAUUCCAUAAAAAUAUGGAUUAUCAAUAUUAUUGAACCUUUAGGCGAUAAACAGCAUGUGUUUUAAAUUGGAAAGUACACGGUAUUCUGGGCAGACGAAGCCGACUGGACAGUUCAGUGUCUGGUGACCUCUGACAUUAAGGCUUUUCCUAUGCUACACAUUGACUUGUUGCCUUGUUUUUACUUGAAUCCACUCACUAUUUAUGUGAGGUGUAGUUAAUGGUGCAAGACAUUCAAAAGCACAAAAUAUAUCCCUAAUUUCUGUAAAGAUGUAAGAUUUUAGGCCUUUUGAUAGCUUUUAUCACGUCAUUUAUUCUGGAGCAUUUGGCCGAUCUUGGCUUGGUAAGAAGACCAAAGAUUUCUUUCUGGCUACUUGAGCUGAUUGAAGCAAGACAGGAGCACGGCGCACAGGAGGAAGUCAAAAGUCAUUCACCACUCAUGCAGAGUACAACAGGUUAUCUUUGAGGAAGAAAAUCACUGCUGCAGAAUUUGACAGCGGAGCUGAGGAGCCAGCUCACACAGGCUUUGUUAGAGCUUUGUGGCGAAGCUGAAAGGCAGAGCCAAAAAUAAACAGCUUAGUUCUUCACUGACAUUCUGACUUCUAAAGCCAUCACGGGAACGUCUACUGUCUGUAAUGUAUGUUUCCCAAUCUGUGAGCGAAGACGUAUGGGGGCUGUCAUUAGCUGUUCCUGGAUGACAACAUCCACGUUUCAGUUUUGCAUCGACAUCAGGAGAAAUAACUAUAAAAGCUGCAGUGUAAAUGUUUUGAAGUAAAACGACAAAUAUGGUGUUUACAGAAAGAAAAAUGGUUUUAAGCCAGGAUUAUCAUUCUAAUAGCAACUAGCAGUUCAGUAGCCAAGUGACUUUCUCUUGCUUAAAUAUACCUUCAGCUGCGGAAUCCAGACGCUGUUACCAAAAUCAUGAUUCUAAAACAGGAAUGAACAAAGUGAUUAGUUUAUUCACGGUGGUUUCUUCAUUAAAGAACAAACAAUUGGGAAAAUCAAAACAGAAUGCCCUCUAGUGGCACAAACUCAGAAUUGUAACUAAACCUUAGAAAUCCACCUUCAGAAUGAGGUGAAAUCCUUGUUUUUUAGAGCAGCUUUAUACAGUAUUUUACAAUUCUUACCUCCACUUUUUUUUAAUUACCAUGUAAACAUGAUUUUGUUUACAUUUUAUUAACUGAAAGUAGGGCUGGGCGAUAUGGCCUAAAAUCAAUAUCACGGUAUAUUGAGGAGUUGCGAUAAACAAUAACUACAUGUAUGCGCAAAAACAAAAGUUGUCCACUAGAUGGGGUUGUCACGCGUAUUACGUUGAGUCACGUUGUCAUGUGACUUGAGGUGGUUCAGCUCCUUAAAGGGACAUGAAUCUCGCCAACCCACACAUUUUUUUAUUACCCAGUUUAUUGACAUGGGAAAAGGAAAUUGGUUAGAGUCAGAAAUUUUGAUAACAAUAAGGUUUUGAUUUAUUACCCAGCCCUAACAGGAAGUGUUGUAAUCAGUAUCUAUUGAAACAAAAAUAAAACAAUCAAAUUUGUUUGAUUUUAUGCUCUGAUUCUUCUCUUAAUUCUUACGCUUGGUAAUUAAAUACAUAAUUACAUUUAUUAAUAGUUUAUUUUUUGCUCUCUCAAGGAUGGGACUUUGUAUAGACGGGAAAUCUCAGGUAUCAGAAACAAUUAUUUUUUCUCUGGAGAUGGACAUUGAUGAUGAAGUCAAGAUCUCAGAAACCUUCAAAGAAAUUUUUUAACUCAGCGGUGGCUCAGUUUUACAUAUAAAGUAAUCAAGUACACUAAAAACCCAGAUAAGCAAAACACAUCUAAACAACAACUGCAAGCCAAAUUAAUUUCUGAACUAAAAUUCCCUUGCCUUAAAAUGUUGCAAUUAAUUCUUGGACAUUGACAUCAUUUUAAUCACUUAUAAGCUUUUAUUUUUGACUGUUUACAACAGCUUUUAUCUGAACAUGAAACAUGACUGUGGUUUAGAGAGGAAAUGUAUUUAAAUGAAGUUGUAAUGAAUGGUAAUAACUGUGUGACGUUUGUGUUUUGUCAAUGCACACAGAGAUUAAAAUAAUUACUCUUGGGUGUGGUAGCAUUAAAACAAUGCUCAGCUGACACAUUAUUCAGUAUCAAUUAAUAUGUUGUUUUUUUAAAGUCGAUAAUAGCACUAAAGUAACUCUGUGGUUUCUCUAUUUUAUUUGAAGAUGACCCAAAUUUGUGUAGAUCUAAAAAAAAAUUAAAACAGUAAGUCAAACUGAGAGGUGGAUCAUAGUAAUUCCCCACAAACAUACUGCUGGGAGCUGAACAGCUACCUGAGGAUCUGUAAAACCACCUGAAAGGAGGAGAAAGAUGGAUGGUAACUCUGUGUUUGGAUGGGAGACAGAUGUUCCUCUCGUGCACUUCAGCACUUGUGGCGACAUAAGAAACACAAGCCAGAUGCACUGUGGUCCUGCAGCGUGUUGAUCUUUCUGUGAAGACUCAUGCAGAUUAGACCUGCAGGACUAAAAUGGCUGCCACCCCGACCUGCUGUGCAGUGUCCACUGUUGACCACCAGAGAGCACUCAUGACCCUUUACAGGUCAACCCUCAGUAGGCAUCUUUAGCACUGAGAUAAACAUCUACACGCACGCACGCGCGCGCGCGCG